AUGGCCGAGAGUUUGGGGAAAAGGGAGCGGAGAAAGAGUCUGAGUCUGUUUGGGCCGUCCUCGACCACCUCUUCCCAACCCGGUCCCUCGCCCAUUGACCAAUCGCCCACAAACGAGGUUAAUGUUCUGAGAAAGAGACAACGCCGUAAUUCCGGUUUCUUUGGGGGCAGGAACCCCAGUCCCGUACGUACUCCGGCCGCUUUGCCCCUUCGUCGUCCUGAGGCCGCGGAUUUCGAGGCCGCUCCCGCUGUGACGUCGUUACCCGCUAUCGCCGUCGACGGCCCUCGCGCGCGCCGCAAAUCCCUCCAGAGGAAACGGACCUCCGUCUUCGACUCCCUGCGGUCGCUUCAUUCUCUCGACGAUGAUGACCCGUCUCGAACGCACCCCGAUGGAGAGGACGCCGGACAUGGCAUCGGGUCGAUGAUUUUACACCAUGGCGAGAUGCAGAUCACCGGGGGCAUGUGGAGGAAGAAAAGCCAGUACCUGGUGCUCACAGAUACCCAUCUUGUCCGAUUGAAAAAUCUCAACAAGGCCUUGGAGAUGUUUCCCUCAAUUCCUCCCUCCAUGGCUCGCACGGCUGCAAAUCGCCAGUCGAUCGCAUCAAUCAGCUCCCUGCAGGAUCCACAACUCGCGGCCAUAGGAGAUGCCUCAGCUGGGAUCCCCCUGAACAGUAUUGUCGCCGUGUACAUGCUGGAUGAUGGAAAGCCCUCCUCAACCGUGGAGGUCGCCUAUAUGGACGAGCGUGGACAAAAGACUACCUUCAUCCAAAUGCAAACCCCGGAUUUCGAGGAUCUCAACCUAUGGAUGGUGGGGAUUCGAUCCGCUGCGGAGAUGACUCGCGGCGCGGAGCCGAUGCCCUUUGACCGCCGAGGCCUGGAGUGUGUAGUCAGGAUGCUGGAGCAUGAACGAGAUUAUGAUCCGGACACCUUUCGUAUGUUUCGCGUCAUUCAAAUGGCCUCCAGCAAGUCCCCGACGCGGGCGUCGUCGGACGAACUCACCAAACUGUCACCGACUGGAUGUUAUUUGGCCCUAGGAAUACACAAGCUUCACUUGGUUCCGCUACACAAGGUCCCGAGUCGCAGCUCAGCAGUGUCGCUGAGUGACUUGGAUACCUCGUCAUCCUUGGGUCUGAUGAACCUGUCAUGUCUGUCCAUGGAAUGGGGCGAUGACAGCCUCCAUCUGACGUUUCGGGUUCCACUUCAAAGGCCCUGCUCAAUCUUCCUCGCCUCCGUCCAUUCGCUUGAAAUCGCCUUCUGGAUCCGACAACAAACGGAAUUUCUGCGUCCGUUGUGGGCCAAGCAACCCUACGAAUUUAUCGUACCCCGCGAUCUCAAUAACGACGACAAUUUCCCCCCGGUGUGCCUUGACGAGGACUAUGGCUGUUUCGACCGGACGCUGGUAGCAUACUGUGCGAGUUAUGACAUCGACACGUCCAACAUUCGAUACACAAUCGAUACCCAAUGCGAUGACGCACCUUGUUUCAAACUCCUCCGGCCCGCCUCCCUCCAUCAAAAGAAAUAUACGGCCCUCGAAUUGAUCGCUCUCUUGCGCGCCCUGCGGUACAAUGAAUCGUUCCAGUCAAUUUCGUUUAAUGGUGUCAGUCUGGAUGCCCUCCAAGGCUUGCGCGAUUUGUACGGCAGUGAUAAGGAUGCUCUUGUGACUCGCGCAAACACCCCAGUUCAUAUACCCGGCCAGGAAAAUCUAUCGGUGCUGUCCCAAGAAGUCCGCGCUUUGACCUUGAAGAGUAAGUGGCUCCGGCGCCUCGACUUUUCGUACACUCUCAGCCGAACGCCCAAGUCGGAUAGCGAGAGUCAUGACCCGGGAUGUGGCAUUCCUGAAGCGAUAUUUCCCAUCUGCCGGCGCGAACUCACCAGUGUCGACUGGGUUGUCUUGAAUGGAAUUAAACUGGGAGACUCAGAUCUCGAUUACCUCGUCGAUGCGGCCUCUCAACGGGGAAGCCACCUGCGAGCCCUUGAAGUGGGUAAUUGUGGACUAUCUGUUCACGACCUUGAUCUUCUUCUUUCGACAACUAUCGCUCAAGUCUCGACGAUGGAAUCAAUCAAUAUAUCCGGCGCCCAAGGCCGUGUAAAACCAGAUAUGUUACAGCAGUAUCUCGGCUACUUUGGUCAAAUCAAAACGCUUGACCUAUCUCGCAUUUCCCGGACCUCGGGGUUGGAACCCCUCAUCAGCGCUGAAACACUGUUUCAUUGGCGUCUCGAAGAACUUUCCUUGAGCCGGACCACCCUGAACCGGGAAACCGUGGACGCCGUGGCCACAUAUUUAGCUAGCGACCGCUCUGAGCGGUUGAGGGUGCUGCGACUGGAUCAAUGUGGACUCAGUGGACAAGAUGUUGCCAUUUUCCUGCAUUCCUUGGCUGCCAUCGAAGAAGGGCGCGACCUUCACCUCCAUGUUAAUGACAAUCGACUCGAUCUUGGCUGUUCAUACCUGAGUGAUGCAAUUGCCCACAAUAAAGCCCCUUCUCACAUGUCCAUGAGAAUGAUUGAUUUCAAAAAAGAGGAGCAAUUCCAGGAGUUAGCGGAGGCCUUGCGCAAGAAUCGCACAGUGAAGUACCUGGACAUCUCGAAAGCAUCGCUGCCAUACGAUGCCGGCCCAGAGACCUGCAAAUCCUUGCAAUUAAUGUUUGAGGAGAACGAAACCCUGGAGGAUCUGGACAUCAGCGGAGACAGUGCCCAUCUGGAUGUGGCUCGCUUUGGAAUCGGUCUGAACUUAGCCCUGACUGGUUUGAAAAAGAACCAGUCACUGAAAGUCCUGAGGAUCGAGCACCAGAAACUGGGAUUACAAGGUGCGAACACUUUGGCCUCGGUUCUGGAACAAAAUACUAGCCUGUUGGAGGUUCAUUGUGAAAACAAUGAUAUCAACCUCCAGUCCUUCACGGUUUUAGUCAAUGGGCUCCAAAAGAACAAAUCUCUCGUGAGCUUGUCGAGUAUGGAUCAUGACCGACUCCACUCUCUCGAGAAGGUCCGUCGGGAGAUUGAGAAUGUGAAGCGGGAUCUGAAUCUCUGUCAAACUUCGACUACAAGUUCUAUCCGCCGAUCACUCCAUGCUGCGAUCAAUGUGAAGCAUAUGUCAGUAGGACAUAAACUGACCAAGCACCCUCAUGGACCUGGUUACGGUCGCUCUAUGGCCAACUCCCUUUCCGCCGCCGAGGCCCCCACACUCUCUGUGGAUCACGAUGUCGAGGUUAUCUUGCGGUCAUUGAUCCAAAAGUGGGAUGCAGAGGUGUCCCGUCUGCAUCGAUACCUCUUUCGCAACUACCACCUCGCUAACGGGGUCGAUGAGAGUCUCGCAGGACUUUCAGGUGAUGAUGCUGCUAGCGACGGGCGUCCUGCAACAGCAACGAGCCUUGGGACCAUGCUGGGGAAACUCAGGUUAGACAUGACGAUGUCUAAAAGCGAGGAUCAUUCAAUACCGUCACCUAGCACGCAGGUUGCUCCAAGAAUCGACGAAGAAGGCCAAAUUGGUCAUCUGGAUCCCCUUCAAGGUUCUGGCGCGGGGAGUAGUCAGGAGGCUGAACUCCAACACGCCUCCCAGAUCCCGCUGUCCGAGUAUGCCGCGUCAGGUUCAGGAUCGUCCAGGCUUGCAAUGCUAGUUCCCUCGAUGCCUCCGCCGAUCAGCAAGUCCAGCAGUGUCCGGAGCGCUCGUAGCUCCAGCACUGUAUCCACCAGUACAGGUACUGGAAGCGCGAGGAGUGCAUAUGGGACGGCAUCUUCCACACUACGAGGCUUCCUCAGUUCGUCAAAGGAUCGCAAGAAGAUGGAGAUGAUGAAGUCUGGAGCGGUGUGUGUAUCAAGUGAUAGACCGCCUACUUUGGACUGGUCACCGCCCCGCUUCGACCUAGGGGACUUGCGGUAG
Messenger RNA from Aspergillus ochraceoroseus IBT 24754, 3873 nucleotides. RefSeq lists its product as uncharacterized. The transcript is spliced from 2 exons. The record is from RefSeq and is a predicted model, not a curated record. Bases 1 to 3873 code for a protein of 1290 amino acids. Lineage: Eukaryota; Fungi; Ascomycota; Eurotiomycetes; Eurotiales; Aspergillaceae.